CUCCGCUGCAUCAUCCGGCUUGUCUGCGCACCGAGCUGCGGAGAGUAAACGGUUAACCGCAGAUGAAGAACUGCGCGCCUCUGAGCAUGUGCCGCCGGUGCUGCUGCUGCUGCUGCUGCAGUGAAGUAAAAAUGUGCGAAAUUCCGUAGAAGACCAAAUCCACGGUGGAGGAGAUCCCCGUGGGCCGGACACCGAACCAUCCAGGACAGCCUCAUCGGGGGAUGUCUGAUCGGCCGGCCUGUGAGGAGACAACGCACAGCUCCGGGUGUAGAACUGCAUCUUGUCACUGUGAACAUAAACUCAGUGUGAAAUCCAGGGAAGGAAAGAUGGUGACCUUAGAAACCUCAGGGGCUCCUGUUCCUCUUACAUCGCUGUCACGUUGGUACCUCUAUGCCAUUCACGGCUACUUCUGUGAAGUAAUGUUCACUGCUGCCUGGGAGUUUGUGGUUAAUUGCAACUGGAAGUUCCCCGGCGUGACCAGUGUGUGGGCACUCUUCAUCUAUGGCACCUGCAUCCUUAUCGUUGAGCAGAUGUACCUGAGGUUGCGUGGCUGCUGCCCUGUGCUGCUGCGCUGCAUCAUCUACACGUUAUGGACGUACCUGUGGGAGUUUGGUACGGGGCUGCUGCUCCGUCAGUUUGACGCCUGCCCCUGGGACUACUCCGAGUUUCGCUACAACUUCAUGGGGUUGAUCACAGCUGAGUAUGCCUUGCCGUGGUUCUGCGCCUCCUUUAUUGUAGAGCGCUUUGUCAUCCGCAAAACCCUGCGGCUGCGCUUCCACGAGGGGCCUGAGGAUGGCUGGUCAAGUGGCCGAUCCAAUCCUGGAGGUGCUGCAGGAACUCUAGGAGGUGGUAGACAUAGAGAGCAGAGCAGAGGGAUGGAGAGUAAUGCUAAUGGUUACCUUAAAGUGGAAUGAGUCAAGAAGCAGGCACCAGGAGACUGAUCCAGCUCCAAAGGUCUGUCAGAGCUGCUUGACCCUGCUCCGCCACCUUUCAGAUGCAGUUUACCAUCUUGAUUGCAUGAAGUGAAGCUUGGCAGCUGUUAAGAAUCAGCUGGAGAGCAUAGUGUCGAAAAGUACCAAACGAGCCAGAAAAUGAAUGUCCAACUGUGACUGCAAAUGCUCAAAUCACUUAGACUGUCCUAAGUAGAGACACUGUUGUACCUCUAACUGCUGCAAAUCAUUACGCAUCCACCCAUUUCACUGUGGGUUCAAAAGAAGGUCUUGAAUGAUCACGAGUAAGCUUAAAACCCCUUUUGUCCAGACUUAAAAAAUAAUAAGAAAAUCCUACAUGCUGCAAAAACUAGACUUUCCUUUCCAUGAAAUGGCUCGUUUGUCAAAUCACCCAAAAUAAUAAAUAAAACGCUUGCAAAGCUAAAUUUCCAUGUAGCUGCACUUGUAAAGUAUCAUUUUCAUAUGUGCAAUAUUUAGUAAAACCUUUUUUUUGUUAUGUAGCCACAGCGGCUCUUUAAAGUUCCAGUGUGUAACAUUUAUGGCGACGUUUUGACAAAAUGCAAUACAAAUAUUUAUAUAAAUUAUGGAUUUAUAAAAUUAUGGUUUAUUGGUGUUAAAUGUAAACUAGUCAUUUUUUGUUUUGUUAGAAUAAAUAUUUAUUCAUAGAACCUCCAGGAAACUCCACAUUCUUCUAGUUCUACUAAACUAGUUGCAAAAUAAAUAAAUAAAUAAAUAAAAUAAACAGACACAAGGCAAAUUUGUAUAAAAUUGUAUGUGCAUGUUGAAGCUUCACUUACAUAGAAGUUGAUGGACAUGACAACAUUCAUGCACCAAAAAUGUACAUGCACUUAUAGAAGUCCCUUAAAGUUGUGCCACAUGGAGGGAGAUGGAAGUGGCUAGCUCAGAAUAUGGUUCUGACCAAUUUACUGUUUAUGCAUCCAGUUAGUUAGUGUUUAUUUCAAACAUGCAAAAAACAAAAUAAAAGAACAAUACAUAAUAAUCAAAUAAGCAAAAACAAAAAAGAGAAAAAAGCAAUAUAUAUAUUUCAUAAAUAAAUAUUUAAAAAUAAGAUCAAUAAGAUUCAAAACUCAAUACAUGCACUGGCUGGAAUAAAAUCAUAAAGAUAUCCUCUCGUUUUGUUCUUGUAAAAUGGCUACGGUUAUCGUUUUUGUUAUAAUCUUUUGGUUUAAAGUUUUGUUUACAGUUAAAGACUACUACAGCUACACCACUUGGCCUGUUUAUUCACUUAAAGGUGGAAUAAGGAACACAACACCAAAGUGACAUCUAGUGUGUGGAGGUUGUAGUUGCAACAAAAGCACAAGUUUUCUAGAUGUUGAGAUACCAGUUUAACUGCUGAUAUGUGAACAUUUUUAUUUGUGUCCAUCUUCUGUAAGCUUUAAUUAAACUCACUCUGGUUUCUGAUUUUUUUAAUGGUAGCUCCUCUUCUGAGAAGGAUAACAACAUCUUCUGGGCUCAGAAGCAGCUGCUUGACUUGCUGAGUCUGCCCUCUAUUGGCUGGCAGGUAGAUGGAAGUGUGAACCCAGUUUCGCGCUCCUUAAAAUAAAAAUGUGAUUAUUAGGGAUGCUACGAUCCGAUCACAGGAUCGAGAAUCGGUCCAGAUCAAGUGUUUUUGAAAGGAUCGGAAUCGGGAGAAAUAAAUCGGAUUUAACCUUUAAAGACAAACAUUACUUUUUAAAAUUCAUCCUGAAAUAGAGAUUUUCAAAUGGAAUAAAAAUGGCUUAGUUUUUAUUUCAAUAAGGUCCUCUACAUCAAUAAUUUCUUGUAUGAAAACAACGUAGUAACGCGACAGAAUUUACGGCAGGCAAGCUACAGACAGUUGUGAGCAUUCUGAGUGGUCAACAUACUGGACACAGCUCCAUGAUUCGCUGUCUUCAAACAAGCUACUUUAACCGUCGGCUUUUCCAAAAACAAAGCAAAUUUUCUUUAAUCCCCAGUUUAUCUCUAACAGUCACAGUUCACAGUGGAGUCAGACAAAAACGCGGAGCCAGCCGCCAGAGAAAGUUACGCUAAUAAACAAAGAUAAACUGCCAACAGACUGCAAAACAUCUGGGUUUCUAGUUCUCCUGCAGCACCGGUGCUCAAUACGCCCCGCGGCUGGCUGGACCCCGCUCCCGGAGCGGUGGAGCUGCAGGUUAUGCAGAGAAAAGUUACCCUGCCUGCUCCGUCGCAUGAACACGGUUCACCGCUGCACACUGAGGGAGUAAACAACUUGAAAUAAAAGCAAUGCUGCUACUUUAUGUAUACUCACAAUAUAAUAAUCGGUGGACUUCCUAAAAAAAUGAAAGUGAAACUUAAAGGACAAUUUGGAUGUGUUUUCUUCUUAUUUUAAUGCUUGCUUGACCGCCCCUUUAUUUUAUUUUUUAUUUUAAUACUUUGCUAAAAUGUAUUUAUUUUCUUCUUAUUAUUUUAAUGCUUUUCUGAAAAGUAUCGGAUUGGGAUUCGGUAUCGGGAAAUACUCAAAAUCAAACGACUCUGAAUUGGAUCGGGAGCAAAAAUAUAUAUAAAAAUAAAACGUGAUCUGAACAUCCUUAUUGAUUAUUAAUUUAUUAAAAUAUAGCUUUUAAAGGAAAUAUUGUGUCUUCAUUCUGCACACAUCUAAAUGCCCUGUGGAGGUAUUUUUGAAAUAUGGCUUUUUAUUAAAUUGUUCCAUAUUCAAUCUCUAAAUCUU
Messenger RNA from Nothobranchius furzeri (turquoise killifish), 3639 nucleotides. RefSeq names its product transmembrane protein 229B (gene tmem229b). The record is from RefSeq and is a predicted model, not a curated record. Lineage: Eukaryota; Metazoa; Chordata; Actinopteri; Cyprinodontiformes; Nothobranchiidae.